Dreissena polymorpha is the source of this 1512-nucleotide messenger RNA. RefSeq names its product E3 ubiquitin-protein ligase RNF180-like. The record is from RefSeq and is a predicted model, not a curated record. Gene Ontology annotation, molecular function: ubiquitin conjugating enzyme binding; metal ion binding; ubiquitin protein ligase activity. Lineage: Eukaryota; Metazoa; Mollusca; Bivalvia; Myida; Dreissenidae. The coding region runs from base 79 to 1512 and encodes 477 amino acids. Gene Ontology annotation, cellular component: endoplasmic reticulum membrane. The transcript is spliced from 8 exons. Gene Ontology annotation, biological process: protein polyubiquitination; norepinephrine metabolic process; positive regulation of proteasomal ubiquitin-dependent protein catabolic process.
GUCUAACCUUCGAGUAAAUUGAGCAUUAUAAGAUUUAUUUCGUGAGUUAUUCAUUAUAAAUGUGAGCACUCAGCAGCCAUGGCUGUAGUAAGAUGCAGGAAAUGCCGUUAUGACCUCCAAAUUGGAGAUGCUGUCAUUAUUGAAAAUAAAGAUUGCAAUGCAGAUACAAGCACAGACUCUGGACAGUUCAGUGUGUGGUAUCUGGACGUGGAUAGGGCUCCAGAAUGGAUACAGCUAGAAAUCACAGAUGCAAGUUGGACGAAAGGGAAAUUAGUUUGUCCAAAAUGUAAUGGAAGACUGGGGUCGUUUGACUUCUUGGUUGACAGACGGUGUUACUGUGAAAACCAUGCCGUGCCCAGUGUUCACCUUCUUAAAAGUCGAGUUGAUUAUUUUAGGAAACAAGAUAUUCCUGUUGUCAGAAAUAAAGGGCAGAUAAGAACCAGACGUGUUAAGGAAUUUCAAAUGGGGGUAUCACCAGGUGAAAAUAGCGCCACCUUGGAUUUGAUUAAUAAUUCAAGCACAGUGAUUGACCAUACCUGGUCAUUUAUGCCCAGCUGUGAGUCUGAGCGUGAUACUUUGGAUAUUGGUGUUGCAAGCAGCUUGCCUUUAUAUAUGAAUAAGUCUAGUCAAGAAAAACCAGAAACAGGUGAUGCUGAAGAUAAUAACGGUUUGAUGAUCAAUAGUAUUAAGAUGAAAACAAGACUUUCCACUGAAAAUAUUGAGUUGCCAUCGCAUUUUGAACAUUCAGAGAAUAGUAGAAGCAAAUUUGGUUUACGUAAGCGUUCACAAAAAUUGUGUUCACAAACUAGUGAGAGUGUGAUGCAGCCUGGAAAUAUUGAAGGGCGUGGCCUUAAUCGUCAAUUAUGCCAAGGUGAUAACAUAAAUUAUGAAAGAGCUAGAAAGGACCAGGCUGUAAGAAGUAAUCUAUUUGAAGUUCUCCAAGAAACAACAUCAAAGGACGAAUCAGAGGUUGAGGAGGCUGAGGUGGAGAUCCCUUCAGAGUUUAGCUGCCCCGUGUGUCUGGAGCUGUUCUAUCAGCCCCACGAGUGUCGCCCAUGCCUGCACGUUUUCUGUGAGCACUGUCUGCGCGACAUCUGCAAGCAGAAACCGGUCAACACCCCGUGCCCUCUGUGUCGCAAGCUGAUCGACAGCUGUCACCCCUGCAAAGAAACAAUUGCAAGAAUUAGACAGGAGCUACCAGGUCCGUAUAAGGAGAGAAAGCAGGAGCUGCAGAGAUUGAAAAAGACCACAAAGUUCUACCCUCUCCCGCAGGCUACAUCGCACCAUUUCUCGAUGGCUGAAAGACUAGGGCAGUUAGAGGAGCAAUACAGCGGACGGGGGUUCUUUUUUGGACUCGAGGAUGUCCUUACACAGUGCAUCCAGGAUGUGGUGAUCAGAUUUGCGUGGCUGAUCAUGCUGUUUCUUAUCCACAAUAUGAUGUUUAUUGUCUGCAACAGAUAUGACAGACUUGGCAGAUAUGACAGACACAAAGAAGUUGACAACCUCUGUUGA